GUCCGGCGCGCUGCGGGCGGGUGUCGGGUCCGGGGCGGAGCGGGUCCGGUCCGGUCCGGCCGGGCCGGCGCUGGGGGGAACGGAGCCGCGGGGGCUCAGCAGGGCCGCUGCCAUGCCCGGCAUCGAUAAACUGCCAAUCGAGGAGACGCUGGAGGACAGCCCGCAGACCCGCUCUUUGCUGGGAGUAUUUGAAGAAGAUGCUGCUGCAAUAUCCAGUUACAUCAAUCGGUUGUUUCAAGCCAUGCACAGAAUAUAUGAUGCUCAGAAUGAAUUAAGUGCAGCAACUCAUCUGACAUCAAAGCUUCUGAAGGAAUAUGAGAAACAGCGUUUUCCACUGGGGGGAGAUGAUGAAGUCAUGACUUCCACUCUACAGCAAUUUGCAAAAGUGAUUGAUGAGCUCAGCUCUUGCCAUGCAGUACUUUCAACUCAGCUUGCAGAUGCAAUGAUGUUUCCUAUUACCCAGUUUAAAGAAAGGGAUCUAAAAGAGAUAUUAACUCUAAAAGAAGUUUUCCAAAUUGCAAGCAAUGACCAUGAUGCUGCCAUUGCCAGAUACAGUCGAUUGUCAAAAAGAAAGGAAAAUGAAAAGAUCAAGGCCGAAGUUACAGAAGAUGUAUAUACUUCAAGGAAGAAACAGCAUCAGACUAUGAUGCAUUAUUUCUGUGCAUUAAAUACUCUCCAGUACAAAAAGAAAAUUUCUCUGCUAGAACCGUUGCUAGGAUACAUGCAAGCUCAGAUAAGCUUUUUUAAAAUGGGUUCAGAAAAUCUUAAUGAGCAACUGGAAGAAUUUUUGACCAAUAUUGGAACAAGUGUACAGAAUGUUCGCAGGGAAAUGGAUUGUGAAGUAGAAAACAUGCAACAAACUAUAGAGGACUUGGAAGUAGCCAGUGAUCCACUGUAUUUGCCUGAUCCUGAUCCUAUAAAAUUUCCUGCUCAUAGGAAUCUAACACGGAAAGCUGGCUAUCUCAAUACAAGAAAUAAGACAGGGCUGGUGUCUUCCAGUUGGGAGAGGCAGUUUUACUUCACUCAAGGUGGAAAUUUGAUGAGCCAGGCAAGAGGUGAUGUGGCUGGAGGACUUGUCAUGGACAUAGACAAUUGCUCUGUGAUGGCUGUGGACUGUGAGGACAGACGGUACUGUUUUCAGAUAACAUCUUUUGAUGGCAAAAAGUCUUCAAUCUUACAGGCAGAAAGUAAAAAAGAUUAUGAAGAGUGGAUAUGCACCAUAAACAACAUAUCUAAGCAGAUAUAUCUAAGUGAAAACCCUGAGGAAAUUGCUGCCCGUGUGAACCAGUCAGCUCUGGAGGCUGUCACUCCUUCUCCUUCUUUUCAGCAGAGGCACGAGAGCAUGAGGCCAGCUGUGCUAUCUCGUCCUCCUGCAGUUCGUACCAGCAGCACAGGGUCACUGGGAUCUGACUCAGCAGCUCUCUCAGCACUUUCCUUGGAUUCCCUUGUUGCCCCUGACACUCCGAUCCAAUUUGACAUAAUAUCUCCAAUCAGUGAAGAUCUGCCUGGUCAAGCAAAGUCAUCAGGGCAGUCGGGCAGACGCACAAACCCGUUCGGUGAAUCUGGAGGCUCGAAACCUGAAACAGAAGAUUCAAUUCUUCAUCAGUUAUUUAUUGUAAGAUUUCUUGGCUCUAUGGAAGUGAAGGCUGAUGAAAGCCCAGAUGUUGUUUAUGAAACAAUGCGUCAAAUACUUGCAGCUCGCGCCAUCCAUAACAUUUUCAGGAUGACAGAAUCACACUUGUUAGUCACUUGUGACUGUUUAAAGUUAAUUGAUCCACAGACACAAGUUACAAGACUACAAUUUCCUUUGCCCAAUGUAGUGCUGUAUGCUACACACCAGGAGAAUAAGCGCCUGUUUGGAUUUGUGCUUCGAACCUCAGGAGGGAGAGUGGAAAGCCGACAGACUUCCAUCUGCUAUAUAUUUGAAUCAAAUAAUGAAGGGGAAAAGAUUUGUGACUCUGUUGGACUGGCGAAACAGAUAGCUUUUCAUGCAGAACUGGAUCGAAAAGCCUCAGAAAAGCAGAAAGAAAUAGAUAGAGUCAAAGAGAAACAGCAAAAGGAACUGAAUAAACAAAAGCAGAUUGAGAAGGACUUGGAGGAGCAGAGCCGGUUGAUAGCAGCUUCCAGCAGAUCCAACCAGAGCAGCACAGAAGGACAGUUUGUAGUUGUUAGUAGCCAGUCAGAAGACAGUGAUUUAGGAGAAGAUGGAAAGAAGAAGAGAGAAUCUGAAGCCUAAGCUUGCCUGUUUCAUUAAAAUUGGAAUAAUGAAUAUAUCUGGUGAAAUGGCACAACUUCUACAAGAGAUGCAAUGUAGGUGGAGGGUCUGUCGUGUUAUAGAGAAGACUUCACAAUAUAUAGACCCUAUUACGCCUUGAUUUUUCUUUCUCAGUUAAGUGAUUUCCAUUUCCUGUCAGUGUAAUUUCUCUUGUACGCCAGAUGAAGCACAGUAAUGCUGCCAUGUUUAUUACAAACGUAUGUUUUCUCAAGGCUUCUCUGCAGUAUGGGGAAAAAAUGGGAGGGAUUUCUGCACUUACCUCUGUGCAAUUGACUGCUUUGGAAGCAAAACUGAAAAUUCAUUGGCCUUCAGCAGUAACACUGAAAUUUGUUCUUUACACUACAGUAUGGAGAACACCUUGCUGGAACUGAAAGUGAAUGUCCAAAUAAGACAGUGCUAAGCUUUACCCAGUUUGUUACACAUACCUGUUCUUAGAUUUAGAAAGAAGGAUCCCUGCACAUCAGUGUUAACUGCACAUCAGUGAAAUGUGCAAUAGUUCCAAACAAAAGAAUUUUUUUUGUUUCGUUUUUCAUGAUAUGGUACUGUCUUUAUUUUUUUUUUUGGUGAAUACAACACCAAAAAACUUCUUUCAACAGGGGAAAAAGAUACUGUUAGACCUAGAUAAGAGCUGAUGAGAUGCAGUUGAACUUUGCUGCAUGAGGAAAAGCAUUCCUCAUCAAAUUAUAAGAGCAAUGUAUAUAGCCUUGUAGCACAAGUGCCAUGUUCUUGGUUUUUCCCCAGUACUUAGAAUAGAAAGCUUUAAACCUUUGAGUUCAUUUUUAUAAAACAUGCUUAGAGUUGCAGGAACAUCUUGAAUUCCAUCAUAUGAAAAAUCUUCUGCAUAUGUAAAUGCCUUGCUGCUAGCAUACUACAUCUACUGAAACUGAGUUGAGGCUCAUUAGCCUUCUUAUGAUUUUGUGAACAGAAUUUGCCAGUUCCGAAGUAACACAGAUGACACUAAUCCUACAUCCUAGAGUAAGUUCUGGAAAGCAUUUUUCAAAGUGGUGUCUGUUUACAGCUUGUAAUCUGCGCUCUGUAUUCCAUACCCUGUGUAAUAUUUAUUUUGUAUAGUAUUAGAUGUGCAUUCACCUUUUGAUCCAGAAGAGAAAUCUUGUUUGAAGAGAAAUAUUUAUUUUUGCACUAAUUACUAUAAAUAUUAAAACCCAGAGGAACAGAAGAUAGCUCUCUAAUAGUGGCAAAUAACAGAAUAUGUAGAGAGAAAAUAAUAUACUUAUAUUCCAAGUUAUAAUAUAACAGUUAUGAGUGAUUUACAGUUUAUUGCAGGGCAUUUCUGGUGUUCAGGAAUGGAAGCAAUUUUCAGAGUUAUCUCCUCAGCAGCUGGUGGUGGCCCCACCCUUCCUAGCUGGAGUUGCUCAGUGCUGAUAAAGUAAGUGAGGAAUCUCGGGUUGUGUCUGCUGGAUGGCUGUAGGUGCGCAGAUGGCUCUUCUAACUCAUGAGUGUGCCCUGCAUUGGCCAGAGCUGGCAGCCUCCUCCUGCCCUUGGUGGUGGAGACAAGACUUUGUGUGCAGGAGUUGGUGGCCUCAGCUGCUGUGACAGGAGAGCAGGGCAGCAGUGCCUGGCCUUGCAGCCCUGGGUAGGAGAAGACGUAGCUGUAGCAAUAGAAGCUCUGGGCAGGGGCUUGAGCAGCCACCAAAGAGCUGUGCCUUGAAAAAGGAGGUGGGGAGGCUGAGGAACGGAGAGCUGCCAGGUUCUCUUCCUGCGUUAGUUACCAGGUCCUGUUCCAGUGCAUUUUUCAUCCCCAGAGUAGCCAGUCACUUACAGAAAUAUCUGCUUUUGCUGUUGCCCAGGUAGGUCACAUAGUAUUGCCCUGUGGCUGGAUUUGGCUGGCACAGUGCCACAUGGACCACGCCAACCUGAGGCUUCUUUUAAAAGACAGUGGCAUUUUUAUUUCAUAUCUAGGCUUCCAUUCUUAGCUCCCAUUUUUAAGAGGCUAUUUUUAUUCUUGCCAACAAAAAUGUACAGAGAGUCACCAGAUGCAAUUUUUUCCCUUUUUGUGCUUAAAUCAAGGCUUACAGAGAGCGGCAAGGCAGUUUGUGUCUGCACAUUAUUCCAGUUCAUGUUUGUUUGUUCUUAUUUACUGAUACUUGUUUUCUAUCAAAUAAUAUCACAGGGUAGCUCAAGGUUACUGUGUCUUACCUAUAUCUUUCUCAAGUAUUUACUGAGGAUGAAACAGUUUGGAAAUAGCACAGGGAGCUAUGAAAUCAGUGAUCUCCAGUGUCAAGAAUCCAGUCCUUAUCUUGUCAGAGAAGGACUGAUUGAGUUAAGCACUGGAGCUGCAGGCUCUAGAGGGAUGACAAAUAACAGACAAGCACUCUCAUGAAAAAGCAUUUCUGACAUGCAGCCUGUUUUGCAUUAGCCUUAUUGAAGAAAUGUCAGAAAAUGGAAUUACUGUAUUUUUCUCAAAAACUACCAUUACUCAUAUAGAUAUAAAUCUGCAAAAAUGAGGAAGAAAGCUAAUAAAGUUGGCAGGUGAAUUUACUGUAAAAUGGGAUUUUUUGGAUUUAGCAGUAAAUAUUGGAAUUAUUCCAUUUGCUUUUCUGGCUUUCCAUAUAUGCCAUUAAAUGUAGCUUUCCAAAACAGAGUAGGAAUGAAGAAUAUUUUACUUACAUUGGAUGAUUCUCAUCUUAACCACUAAAAGAUUAAUAUGCAUGAAUGAAAUGUAGGGGUUGUUUGUUUGCUUAUUUAGGGGAGUUUCACUGGUGUAAAAUGAUAAGAAGGUAUAAAAGCAUCUGGGAUAAAGAUUGAAGUUGCAAAAGCAAAGGGCAUGUCAGAAGAGCUGGGGAAGUCAGACAGGAAUGGUGAUUGAGUUAGUAGUGGGGUGAGAAUUACUGAGCUUUUCCUAGGGAGGAUCACACAGGUUGUAAUUAGAACUAUCUCAAGGCAAAAACAGCUGCUGAGGUUUUAUCCAUGCCCUUCUUCCCAAAAGGAAAAGCUUUGGUACCUUUUUUCCUAUAAGGUUUAGGUUUCCUACUUCAUUAGAAAACAGCUUUGCUGAAAAAAAAAUCAGAAUGAUGCUUGGUAUUUUCCUUGAGAGUAUAUAACUUUUAGUGGGAACACCUCACGGUCUGCUGGGAAUUGCUGUGGUAGAAUUUCACCACCAGAGUAUUUUAUUAUUAUAACUAAACUACUAGAUUAUUUCCUUUCCUAGUUUAUGGGAGAUUAAAUAAACUCCUAUUUAUUAUUUCCUAUUGUCUUUUACUCACAAACUGAUCUUUCAAGCACUUUCAGCUGAAGCUGUAGUUUUCUUCAUGUGCCUCUAUUACUACUUUGGACACUCCUGAAAAUAUUCUUUAUAGUCCAUCAUUUUGAAAUUACUUCAUGUAGGUACUGAAUUGGCAGUGUUGUUCAGGACUAAAUUAUUAUGUCGCUAAUUGCAGCUUCGUAAUUGCUGCCAAACUUUUAUCCCUUAAGUAAGAGGAUAUGAAGCUUGUUAUACUGUGUAGAUUUACACACUGCAGACCAAGCCAGUCUUGCUGUCAGCUGUUUCAAGCUACAUAUCUUCUUUAUGUAUGUAAUGGUCAUGAAUAUACAAAUAUAUCAGGUGUGCUUAUGGGUAUGCAUUUUAUUGCAUUACACAUCAUAGCUGGCACUCCUCUGUGGCCACUGCUAGAUUUGGCUAAGUCUGAACCAGAGGACAAGGUCAAAGUCAUGAACUACUUAAACAUAUCUAACUGGAUAUGAUCAGGUAGUGGAAAGUCAGUUGCAUGUCAUAGUCUUACUUCCUUAAUCUGUUUGAGUUUGAAAUUGUAUCAAGACAAUUUACUGUCUUACAGUAAAGUAAUAUCUCAGAGUUAAGAAACAUUCCUGUUGGGCUGUCAGAUUUCCUCUGUAUAUGGAUGUAUAACUAGAGGUGAAAAUUGUGAAACAGCUGAAGCUAUUUAUGAAGCUGUAAUUGAUGGAUAUAAGGAAAUAAAUUUGUCCAUUUAAGGUAAAUUCUGUCUAUGCUUAAGGAAAGUUCUGAUUGAUUAGUUGCACAGCAUUUGGGACAAGCCAGUGGUGAAAACUAUGCUACAAUAUUCUCCUGUUAUUAGUAAACAGGUCACCUAUGGAAAGAAAACUGCCAUUGCUUAAUGAAUUUAGUAGAGAUAUUAUCUAGUGUAACAGCAAAAGCUGAUACUUUAUAUUCUUUCUUUUGCUCUAUAUUACAAAAAUUCUUGCAAGUUAAUUAGUCCCCAUGGCUUUUUGUUUUAAUUAAGCUCACUUUUUUUCCCUGCCACAGUAGUAUCUAAGUUGUCAUGACAAGAGUAAGUCAGUGUAUUUUUGUGAAUGCACUUGUAUUCCUAAUGAAGUUUAUAUUGCAAGCCAAGGAUUUUGUACAAUCUUUCUGGUCAUUUUUAUAAUAGAGUGGAGUGGUCAAAUUCUUAUGACAGUGUUCUGGAUUGGUCCUGUUCUGGUGAAGUGUAAGUGAUUUUUGCAGUGUUUGAGACUGACUUGCACAUUUUCCCUGAAUAGCUGUAUUAAGAACAACCAAUGGCAUAUUUAUGUCAGCUCUGAUUGUUGUGUCUUAAUCUUGGAAGCAUGGAUAGUAACCCUAUCGUGCCAGGGCUCCAGUCAGUAUUUUA
Prinia subflava (tawny-flanked prinia) is the source of this 6858-nucleotide messenger RNA. It is a transcript of the gene APPL1, whose product is annotated as adaptor protein, phosphotyrosine interacting with PH domain and leucine zipper 1. The coding region runs from base 113 to 2236 and encodes 707 amino acids. Gene Ontology annotation, molecular function: identical protein binding; protein kinase B binding. NCBI's taxonomy places the organism in Eukaryota, Metazoa, Chordata, Aves, Passeriformes, Cisticolidae. The transcript has 22 exons. The record is from RefSeq and is a predicted model, not a curated record. Gene Ontology annotation, biological process: insulin receptor signaling pathway; signaling. Gene Ontology annotation, cellular component: cytoplasm; endosome membrane.